Molecule: messenger RNA, 2446 nt
Organism: Corticium candelabrum
Lineage: Eukaryota; Metazoa; Porifera; Homoscleromorpha; Homosclerophorida; Plakinidae
Exons: 12
Coding region: 455-2251 (598 amino acids)
Molecular function (GO): metal ion binding
Source: RefSeq, a predicted model, not a curated record
GAUUGGUAGUUCUGACAGUUCUAGUUCUAGAACUGUUGGAACUGUCACGCCCUACAUGAAAAAUUCCCGGAGGUUGAUGAAGUGAAAUGACGAGUACAGGCCGUUGUGGACCUUCUUGUUGGUUCUAAUGAACACUUGUGGCGACCAUCGGCUUGCCAAACACCAGAAGAACGACAUUUGGGACUGAUUACAGUGACCUUCUUGGCGCGAGCGACUCCAAAAAAACCGAAAGCGAAAGCACUGUUGAUGUUCGAACAGACUACAACAAGUGGAGUAGAAACGUCAUGCUACUUCACAUUGACGCUUACCGGAAGUAUGAGCCUCUGCGCAUGCUCAACUUGCUGACAGUUCUGACAGUUGUGGUAAUUCCAGUUCUAGAACUGGAACUAGUAUUCGAACGCACCCCAAGGAGUCCCUUUGUGUGAUAGAGUCUCAGACCUAGCUUGAAGAACUGAUGGCUUAUAGGUCAGAAAGACGUGGCCGUGCGCGUCGUCCUAAAGGGUUGUGCAGAUAUUACAUGGAAGGGUCAUGCAAGAAAGGCCCAGACUGCGAUUUCGUUCAUGAUCCGUCUAGGAAGCAAAAUGUCGAGUACAACAAUCCAAACGAGGCUCGGGAAGGCGAAGAAGAGUUGCCAUUUUCGUCUAGAUCAGAUUUUACGUUUGUUGUUGGUCACGGUGGAAGCUUUUUGGACCAACUUAGGGAGGACUAUCCUAGCUUGUUGGUUCGCCCCUCUUGGCCACUAGGUAAGAUGUUUCUGAAAGGGUCAGAUGAAGAGAAACGGAAGUUUAUGGAAGCAGUCACUAAACGAUUGGCAAGUAAAGUAGUUGGAUAUUUACCCAUACCACAGGAAAUCCCUGUCCAUAGUGUUAUUGGUCGGCAAGGCAGGACGUUGGCAGGUUUAGGGAAAGACACAAACACUUUGUGUAAGGUGAUGCCGGAAUCUCAACAAGACAUUACGUGGAAACUUGAGAUUAUGGCUUGCAGUUUGAAAGAUUUGGAGUCAGCAAAGGAGAUCUUAUCGGCAAACCUUUUUACUCAGGUUGUUCUGGAUGACUCAAUACUGUGCAUCAAUACUACGAAGCGUAGUAAAAACGUUAUGAUCACCUUCAAUCGUUAUGAACGCUACAGAUCAGUAAACUUGCAUAAAAGGCAUGUGCAUGAGAUGUGUUUGCAGGAAAGUCUAGACAAGCAGGCAACAGAUGACUUUGAUGAAUCCAUUGUCGCAAAAGGCCUGAAGAAUAUUAGAAUUGAGGAUCAUGAAUGCACAGAAGCAGCUACCCUCAAUGCCUCUAGAAGUUCAUUAAAGUUGACACCUUAUGGAUACAUUCAUGAAGAGAAUGUGCGUUACGUUUGUGAGUGGACGAAAAGUAAACUGAAGAUGUUAGAGACACGGACUGCUGUGCCAAAACUAGAAGCAAGGUUUGGCAAAGUUCUCUGGACUGAUAUGCCUCCUGACAUUGCUACCGGUACUUACAGCAUUCUCGAGUUUGAGCAAGAAUCGACGUUGAACUUGAAGACUAGUUUUGCUACCUUCGCGGAUUCAGACUUGACAUGUCUCUCAGUCGGUGAUCCCUUUGUUGUCGAAUCAUAUGAUUUAAAGGUCAUUCCUGGUCGACAGCUGGUAGCUGAGGAUGUGGCGAAGAGAAAUAUUGAUUUGAGAGUGACAGUCGAUGACGGACACUUCAAGCUUGCUGCUGCGUUUGGGGAUGAGGCACAGAAAUCAUGCGCUGAUUGGAUAUGUCUUGAUGGGAAAUAUGACUUUCGGUUAUCAGUCAGUGCAAGAGAGAUUUUACAGCAUAGAGACGAAUUUCAACGUCUAAUUGAUACUCUAAAGAAAGAAGAGGGUGAUGGUCUAAGCUACCAGAACACACCAGAGUUGACAGUGCACUACAUCAGACACAAGAAAAAACGUUGCUAUUCUGUCGACGACUGCUACCGCAUUGCCAUAUACGAAAUCCAGGAGUAUGAUGUCAAACGACGCCUUGGAGUUGCUAAAAACGUGAGGCUAGUAGCAGAUUUUCAAACAAUAGAACCACACAGUGAAGUAGAAUUUCAAAAUGUAAAGUGGAUGGCGAGGUUCUAUGCUGGCGCUGGUUAUGAUAUCAAGAGCGCAUUUUCCACAGAGCAAAUCUACUUCCCUGAGGACGUGACGGGUUUUGAUGAACCAUGGACAACAGACGGUAUCAUGUCUGAGUUACCAGAAUUUUUGGAACAAGUAGAUAACGUGUGUGAAAUAUUAAAUACAAGCUAGUCUGCAGAACAGUUUGAGUAGAAAGUGUGUAACAGCAUAACAGCUAGACUAAUGUUUGUUGUACAUAUACUGAUAGACAUGACUCUUUAGUGUGACAUGACUUUUUUAUUGACUUUUUAAAAUUACAGAAAUUUGUCAGUCACAAUCGCAAAUGUUUGUCUUUGGAAAUUGACAGAUGUUGAUAUUUUGCCCUAA